Lodderomyces jiufengensis is the source of this 4398-nucleotide messenger RNA. Its product is annotated as ATP-binding cassette bilirubin transporter. Gene Ontology annotation, cellular component: membrane. Bases 1 to 4398 code for a protein of 1465 amino acids. Gene Ontology annotation, molecular function: ABC-type transporter activity; ATP hydrolysis activity; bilirubin transmembrane transporter activity. The transcript has a single exon. Lineage: Eukaryota; Fungi; Ascomycota; Pichiomycetes; Serinales; Debaryomycetaceae. Gene Ontology annotation, biological process: transmembrane transport. The record is from RefSeq and is a predicted model, not a curated record.
AUGGUAAAAUUAUACCCAGAAUUAAAAUGUGGGUUUCAUUCAAUAUUGGAACCAAUGGCGCCAAAUAAUGUCAAUGCAUUUAAUCCAUGUUUUUUAUUAUAUACUAUAUCAAUAUUGGGAAUAUGCUUUUUGCUAUGGGGUAUAUCUACAUAUAACGAAUUAUUUAAACAAAGGAGAUAUGGUAAUUUCUCGCUAAAAAGUGUUGGGUUCAAACAAUAUUUCAAACUUGCCUUUUUAAUGAUUGAAAUUUUUUUAUUUUUGUAUUUAUCUAGUUUUAUUAGCAUACAUGAAAGAUUGGCUGAUCAAAAAGUAAUAGCAUUUGGGUUGAUUAAUUUAGUGUUAUUAUUUGUCAUACUACCUUCACAAAUUUUGGAAACUUCAUAUUCAUCUGUUCAAUUAAGUAUAUUAUUGAUUUUUUGGCCAUGUUUUACUGUUCUUGAUAUAAUGGUUUAUUUUCAAAAUAAUUUCACUUCAUGGGUGAUUAUUCAAUAUUCCAAUCCAGUUAUUGAAGUUUUACUUAUUUUAAAUUCGAUAAAUAUUUUCAUUAUGGAGUAUUAUUAUUAUAAACCUAAUUCUGAAUUGAUUAAAGAGUACAAAAAACAAGGAGAAGGUAUUAAAUUAGAGGAACCAAAUAUUAUCCAAAGAGUAACAUUCACUUGGAUGAAUGAGCUUAUAGUUAACACGUAUAAGAAUAAAACCGUCACUAAUGCAGAAUUACCCAAUAGUCCAGAAGAAAUAACAACAUCUUAUGCAACCAAAUUAUUAGAAUCUCAUUGGACUGGUGGAAAUUUAUUCACUAGUAUAUUAAAAUCCUUUGGUAUUGGUUUACUUAUUGCAUUCUGGUAUGAAAUUAUUGCAAGAGCCUUGAACUUUGUUAAACCUCAAUUAUUAAGGUAUUUUAUUUUAUUUUUCACUAUUCCUAACCCACCUAUACUAAGAGGGUUAUUAAUAUGUCUUGGGAUAUUUGCCAGUACUGUUUUUCAAAAUACUAUGAAUAAUAAAUAUAUGUUACGAAAUUUAGAGAAUAGUUUAAAUAUUAGAAGUUCAUUAACUUCUUUAGUUUAUAAAAAAUCAUUAAACUUGUCUAGUGAAAGUAAAUCUAGUUUUAAUUCAGGUGAUAUAAUGAAUUUAAUGUCAGUUGAUGUCAACAGAAUAUCAUAUGCUAUGUUGAGUAUAAGUGCAUUAUUUUAUACACCAUUUGAUGUGAUAGUUGGAUUAAUUUCAUUAUGGCCGUUGUUAGGUUCAUCAACAUUAGCUGGGUUUUUGGCAAUUGCAUUAAUCGUCCCCAUCAACGCUGUUUUAGUUAAAUAUAUCACCAAAAUGAACAAACAACAAAUGAAAUUAAAAGACCAAAGAACAAGUAUAAUAAACGAGAUAUUAACAACUAUAAAAAGCAUUAAGUUGUAUGCAUGGGAAAAACCUAUGCUUGCUAAAUUAUCAGAAGCUAGAAAUGAUAAAGAACUCAAAAAUUUAAGAAAAGUUAGAUUUUUCAACCAGUGUUCGAAUUUUAUUUGGUCUAUGAUUCCUAUAAUGAUGAAUUUGCUUUGUUUUGGAUGUUUCGUAUUAACUCAAAAAAAGCCAUUGACUUCAGAUAUUGUGUUUCCUGCUAUAACUUUAUUAAAUUUGAUCUCAUCGCCAAUUUUGGAUUUACCUGACACUAUUAAUUCUUUAAUUGAAGGGAAAGUGGCAUUAGAUAGAGUUAGGAAAUUCUUGGUAUGUAAAGAGCUUGAUGAAAAUUUAAUAACUUAUGGUGGUGAUAAAGCAGUUGAGAUAAAAGAUGCUUCAUUUUAUUGGAAAAGAGAUAGUUAUAAAGAUGAUCAACAAGAGGUACCACAUGCUUUAAAAGAUGUCAAUUUUGAAGUUAAUAAAGGAGAUUUGGCAUGUGUUGUUGGUAAAGUAGGCAGUGGUAAAACAUCAUUAUUGUAUGCAUUAUUGGGUCAAAUGAUCACAGUUGGUAAACACCCAAUAAUUAAUAUUAAUGGUUCUGUAGCUUAUUGUGCACAAAGUCCAUGGAUUAUGAAUGCAUCAGUUAAAGAAAACAUUUUAUUUGGUCAUAGAUACGAUUCUGAAUAUUAUAAUUUAGUUAUAGAAGCCUGUCAAUUAGAACAAGACUUAAGAAUAUUACCAGAUGGUGAUGAUACUCAAGUUGGUGAAAAGGGAGUAAGUUUAUCUGGUGGUCAAAAAGCUAGGUUAUCCAUUGCAAGAGCAGUUUAUGCUCGUGCAGACAUCUACUUGUUGGAUGACAUUUUGUCUGCUGUUGAUUCUCAUGUUGGUAAAAAUAUUAUUGAAAAAGUUAUUUCGAAAAAUGGUUUGUUGGGUUCAAAGACAAUUAUCUUAUGUACUAAUUCAGUUCUGGUUUUAAAAUAUUCAGAUAGUAUCACGAUGAUUGAAAAUGGUCAUAUUGUCGAAACUACAACAUACAAGGAAGUAAAUGAACAAAGUCAUCCACAAUUGUACAACUUAAUCACAACGUUCAGUAAAAAUGAGGAAGAAUCAUCACCAACACCAUCAGAUUCUAGUGAAAGCCUCGUGGAAACAAAACAUAGAAGAGCAAGUAUUGAGACAUUCAAUUGGGACCCUUUACAAAAACUAUUGCCAAACUUAAAAACGGGCCAAACUCAAGAAACUAGUCAAAAGGGGAAAGUUAAAUGGGAUGUUUACGUCACGUAUCUCAAAGCAUGUUCUAUUCCAGGUAUUUUCAUAUGGAUCUUUGUUUUAUUAUUAUCUAAUUGUUUAUCUAUUGGUAGUAACUAUUGGUUGAAACAUUGGACUGAAGAAAAUUCCGAGUCGGGAUCAAAUCAAAACAUCUGGGAAUUUUUAAUUAUAUAUGCUUGUUUGGGAAUUGGUGCUACUUUUAUGAUGGUUACAAGAUCAUUAAUUAUGAAACUAUGGUUGGGUAUCAACGCGUCCAAAAAGAUUCAUGAUGAAAUGGCAAUUAGAGUUUUAGGAUCGCCUAUGGAAUUUUUUGAAAGAACUCCUGUUGGUCGUAUAAUGAAUCGUUUCACUAAUGAUAUAAAUAGAAUUGAUGAUAAUAUACCAAAUACUUUUGCUGGAUUUGUUGCUCAAAUAAUGAGAACUUUUUUGAAUUUAAUUGUUGUCAGUUUGGCUAUACCUGCUUAUGCUAUUGUUAUUUUGGUAUUGGGGUUAAUUUACUACUAUUAUGAAACUUAUUAUGUUGCUAUUUCUAGAGAGUUAAAAAGACUAGUUAGCGUUUCUAGAUCCCCCAUCUAUGGUCAUCUAGGUGAAUCUUUAAAUGGUAUAGAUACUAUUCGAGCUUAUGGACAAGAUGAAAGAUUUAAAUUUAUAAUGAACAAGAUCAUUGAUUUUAAUUUAAAAUCUCAAUACAUGCUUACAUCAAUAAACAGAUGGUUAUACUUCAGACUACAAGUCAUUGGAGGACUAGCAGUAUUAUCAGCUUCAAUAAUGUUAAUAUCAACUACAAAAACAUCAAGUCCUUUAACUUCAUCAAUGGCGGGCUUUUUAAUGACAUAUGCAUUACAAGUCACUGGUUCCUUAAGAGUGGUUGUUAGACAAUCAGCUGAAGUUGAAACUAGUAUUGUUGCUGUGGAAAGAUGUCUUGAAUAUACUGAGUUGAAAUUGGAGGAACAACCUAUAAAGAAAAUUGUUCCACCUUUAAAUUGGCCAACUAAUGGGGAAAUAACGUUUAAUAAUUAUUCAACAAGGUAUAGAGAAAACCUAGAUCUUAUUUUGAAAAACAUCACAUUAUCUAUAAAACAAAAUGAAAAAAUCGGAGUUGUUGGUAGAACAGGAGCUGGUAAAUCUUCCCUAGCAUUAGCUAUAUUUCGUAUAAUUGAACCAGUUGACGGUCAUAUUGAAAUAGAUAAUUUGAAUACUAGUCUAAUCUCAUUAUUUGACUUAAGACAUAGAUUAGGUAUUAUUCCACAGGAUUCUCAAUUAUUUCAAGGUACGAUUAGACAAAAUUUAGAUCCUUUUGGGUAUUACAAAGAUGAAGAGAUAUGGAAAGCCUUGGAGUUAGCUCAUUUAAAAGAUCAUGUUACAAAAUUACAAUCAGAAGAUGGUAACAAGUUGUUAUGUAAAGUAGACGAAGGAGGUUCGAAUUUUUCUCAAGGUCAAAGACAAUUAAUGUCACUAGCUCGUGUCCUUCUUAAAAUGAACAAUUCACAAAUCUUACUAAUGGAUGAAGCUACUUCAAGUAUCGAUAAUCAAACAGAUAAAUUCAUUCAAAAAACUAUACGUUCACAAUUUCAAAACAAAACCAUCAUCACUAUAGCGCAUAGAAUCGAUACUAUUAUGGAUAGUGAUAAAAUUAUUGGGUUAGAUCAAGGUGAACUAAUUGAAUUUGAUACUCCUGCUAAUCUUUUGGAAUCAAAAGAAGGUGUGUUUUAUGGGUUAUGUAAACAAGGUGGUUAUUUAUAG